AUGGCGCAAUAUUACAGCACGUCCGCCUUGACGUCGCGGUUGAACACGAACACUGCGUUCACUGCCUCUCGUGCCCCAGUUCUAGAUGAGGAGGACCUGAACCAGUCCAUCUACAUUUUCCCAAAUCCCUCUAGCUUACAGGGUACGAGCAGGAGUCGAAGCCCGUCCGUGUCCCUGUCCGUUACUCCAUCAUCUCCUUUCACCCCGUCGUCUGCCUUCUCCGGCAUAAGCGAUUAUGACUGGUCAAGAAGUGCGGCCAGUCCGAGCAGGCAUGCGACCGCGAGUGAGAGUGGCGGCAGAGGGAGAGGUGUCAGCGUAACCACGGCUGCGGAUGAACUUCAAGUGGAAGCAUGGAAUUGGGAAGACGAAGAGUACUCCAGUCAGGAUCUGGAAGACGAAGUCGAUCGGCGGUCACGCUGGGACAUCCUAUCUAGAGGAGACUCUUCCCGCCGUCUGCGGACGGACAGCGAUGCUUCCCCGUCUAGCGUGUCGUUCACGAUAUCAUCCCUCUCGCCGUCAAUGCUUUCUAUGAAGUCUCCUAUUCGAAGUCGCGUGGAUUCCCUGCGACGUACCAGGAGUCGGAGUCAAGUUACUCGACGAUAUGAUACUGCAGCCCCGCAUCCCGCGAUUCGAAUACCUCUGUUCUCCUUCAUCUCCUCCUUCCUGUCCAUAGAUGAGUCUACGGUUCAUCUCAUUCGACAUACGCCUGGAACCUCUGUCUUGUUUCCCAGUUCACCUCACGACAACGCGUCUGAAGGAAGUACCUUGGACGAUCCUCCUCAGCAUGUUCAUGGACUGUCAAGGUUGUUCCCGUCCUCUUCCUCGGAAGAUGACCAUUCUAUCGCGCUGAAGAAAGGACUUGGCAUCAUGUACGAAAAGGAUGAGGAAGCGCGAAUAGAAGAGGAUGGAGACUGGAUUAUCUGGAGAUGGAUGAGGUGGGCCGUUGGGCAGUGAGCCUCCUGACAAACCUGUUACUGCACAUACCUAGAACCUGCGUUGAAGUUGCUCCGUAGUAGUGGACUGUGUACUGUGUACGAUGAUUGUUUUACUGUACAGCUUUUGUAUUAGCUUUCUAUUGUGGACCUUACUAGGGUGAAUAAAUACUGCCUUCCUCACAUUUACAUGUGGCAG
Molecule: messenger RNA, 1131 nt
Organism: Gloeophyllum trabeum ATCC 11539
Lineage: Eukaryota; Fungi; Basidiomycota; Agaricomycetes; Gloeophyllales; Gloeophyllaceae
Exons: 1
Coding region: 1-954 (317 amino acids)
Source: RefSeq, a predicted model, not a curated record